UUUCACUGAGCUUCAGCAUCAGAGAGAUAGUCCUUUUGUAAUAGAGAACACCAAGAAAGAUCCUUAACUUUUUCCCUUAAAAUGGAGUCAGAAUCUACAGAUCCACCUUCAUAUGAUGGAAUAGAAGAAGUAUGUCAAAAGAAAAAUGUUCAAGACUUUGGACUUUUUGUUACAGUCUUAAUUUUUUCAGUGGUAAUUGUUCUGAGCCUAAUUGGUAACCUUUUGGUGGUUUGGAUUCUGCUCAGGUAUGAGAAACUGAAUACCGUGACAAACAUUUUCAUCCUUAACCUCGCCAUCUCUGAUUUGUUAUUCACUUUUACUUUACCUUUCAUUUCUUUAUAUGAAGCUCAAGGUUGGACUUUGGGAAAAGCCAUGUGCAAAACUGUAAAUGGUAUAUUUUAUAUCGGAUUUUACAGUGGCAUUAUAUUAAUGACAGUAAUGAGCAUAAAUCGCUAUGUUGCUGUGGUCCACCCGUUGGCAGAUCUUCGCUCCAGGAAGGGGUGCCAUGGAACCUGGGCAUCCCUGAUGAUUUGGCUGGUAAGCAUUUUGGCCAGUACACCUAGUAUCAUUUUCACUUCAGAUAUACAGGGCCAUUCACAAGACAAAACUCACUGUGAAUAUUAUGAUUUGACCUGGAAGAAAGUUGGAAAAUAUCAGCAGAAUGCUUUCUUUUUGAUUACGCUUACUGUCAUCGUCUACUGUUACAUGCGAAUACUUCUGAGGCUGCUUCAAUCCAAAACUCAGAAGAGGUACCGGACAGUGAAACUCAUUUUCACUGUAGUAGCAAUUUUUUUCAUAGGAUGGGCACCUUUUAAUAUUGUGAUUUUUUUACAGAAUUUGAGUUUUCAUGAAGUUGAAUAUUUUUUAGACUGCUCAGUCAACACAAACCUUGACUAUGCAUUUUUUGUCUGCCGCAUCUUUGCUUUCUCUCAUUGCUGCCUCAACCCAAUUUUUUAUGCAUUUGUGGGCAUUAAGUUUAAGAACCAUCUGAAAAAGCUUCUAAGGGGUUGUCAUUUUGACCACAGCACUGGAGACCAACACCAACAUCAUACCCGACUUCAUUUUAUUUCAAGUGGAGAAGAACUUUCAUUAAUUGGAUCACCACGGAAGACUUUUCGUCAUUGUCACUCACUUGGAUUGCCAAUGGAGUCUCCUUGAUCUGAAGACCAGCGCUGUAUAGAGCUGAGCUGGACUGUGCUCCCUAUUUGAUGGUCAACACCAGCAAGCGUCAUGAGUUGUUGUUUGAUGUUUGCCUGUCAUGACCAGUAACGUAAGUGAGAGUGGAAAUUGCACUUCUUCAGAGUGCAUUUCUUUCUGUUUCCCUUGUUUCAUUGUUUCCAAACAUAGUGUGUGCGUAUACAGAUGUCUUAACGUGUGGUGAAUUGAGAGAGGGCAAAUAUAAACCUGAGAGAUAAAGAGUGUGUUAAUGAUAUAAAUAAUAAUAAUAGUGCAGUGAGGUUGAUUGUGUUAAAGACAGAUUGGGUGAUUGUGUGUAUGUUUUAUUCUGUACUGUGCAUGCCUUUAAAAUAAGUAGAAGCGUGUUUGAGAGUGUCUGUGUCUACGAAUGCGGUGCUGCUUGUUUUAAGGGACGAGA
Polypterus senegalus (gray bichir) is the source of this 1594-nucleotide messenger RNA. Its product is annotated as chemokine XC receptor 1-like. The transcript is spliced from 3 exons. Gene Ontology annotation, cellular component: membrane. The record is from RefSeq and is a predicted model, not a curated record. Gene Ontology annotation, molecular function: chemokine receptor activity. Gene Ontology annotation, biological process: G protein-coupled receptor signaling pathway; immune response; chemotaxis. The coding region runs from base 82 to 1158 and encodes 358 amino acids. Lineage: Eukaryota; Metazoa; Chordata; Cladistia; Polypteriformes; Polypteridae.